AUGUCAACAGACAAUAAACUAACAGAGGAAAGAGAUAAAGAGGAAAGAAGAAGACAAGCAAGAAAAAAUAGAAUUCAAGGCAAUGCAGGUAGUAGAUUAGGUUACAUUGCUGAACAACACAAUGAUCCAAACAAACCUGCCCCUAAACCAAUAAUCCAUCAUGAUGAUGAUGAUGAAAAUGCUGUUGACUCUUUAACAGGUUCAUUAUCUUCUUCUACACAACAACCUCAUCAACUACCAACGACAUCACCAUUUGCAAAUAUAGGAGAACGUAGACGAUUUGUAAAGGAACCUUUCUCAAUCACCACCUUUAGAUGGUUUGGUGUAUUUCUCUUUUCAACGUUGCUGGCAUCCAACAACCUAUCGUUAUGCUCUAAUAUACUAUCGAUUGAACACCCACUCUUUGUCAAGUUUGGUAUUCAACUGACCAAUAACCCAACACUCAAAGAGUUUAUCUAUGUCUAUUUCCCUCUAGCUCUUGUAUGGGUCAUUUGGGAAUUUGUAUUUUGUACUGCUAAACCACAAAGACAACAAGGUUCUACAGCUACUACAGCCACAGCUGUUAAACCUGCAACAAGCAACUUUUUACCAAAUCUAAAGUCUGACGGUUUGUUGAUCGUCUUUUUCUAUGCAGUUAUGGUUGAUUUAAUCUUACGUUAUCAUCAUCUCUUACCAGACUCUUUCAAGCAACCUGAACUAUUGUCAGGUAUCGCCGAACAACAACCAUUGGUUGAUAUUCUCUACUAUCCACUCAUACUAGCCGUCAUUGGUAAAAUUGUCCUUGCGCAAUUACCAAAACAAUUCCCAAUCAUCAAUAUGAAUGAAAUGUUCCAAACUGCUUAUCAAGGACUUGGACAAUUUACGAUUAUUAUUUUAUCGUUAUUAUUAUUUGUUGAAUGGUGGACAUGUACCGCAUGUCCAUGUCAAGGUUAUGGCAUUCUUUAUCUCAUGUCCAAUAAACGUGGACUUUUAGUUUGGACCCAUGCUUGUCUCAAUUUAGUUUCAAGAUUAUUAAAUCUCUAA
Molecule: messenger RNA, 1023 nt
Organism: Cavenderia fasciculata
Lineage: Eukaryota; Evosea; Eumycetozoa; Acytosteliales; Cavenderiaceae
Product: putative transmembrane protein
Exons: 2
Coding region: 1-1023 (340 amino acids)
Source: RefSeq, a predicted model, not a curated record